AUGUCUUCUAACAACAACAAUACCAAUAACAAGAAUCAACAUAAGUUUAAGCGUCCUGAUGUUUCUGUCAGAGAUAAGAAGCUAGACACUUUAAAUGUUCAAUUGAAGAAAGUUGAUCAAGAAGUUUCUUUAUUAAGAAAGCAAAUUGAUCAAUUUCAAAUUAAUGAUAAGACUUCAGAUGCUAGAAAGAAUUUACAAAAUCAAAAUAAAGAAAUCAUUAAGACUCAAGCUGAUUUAAAGAAUCGUAGAAAUACUAUUCAUGAAAAUAUUAAACAAUUAGAUGCUCAAAUUAGAAGAAAAAAUAAUGAUAUCGCUGAAAAAAUUGGUAAAAAAAAUAAAUAUAAUACUAUUGCCGAUGCUAAAUUAAGAAUUAAUGAAAUUGACGAAUUGAUCGGUACUGGUGAUUUAUCAAUUGUUCAAGAAAAAUUAAUGAUUAAGGAAAUUCAAUCAUUAAAUAAAUUAAUGAAAGAUUUAUCUCUUGUUGAUCCAAUUAAGAAAUCUUUAGAUAAUGAUAAGACUAAGAUUACUCAAUUGAAAGAAGAAUUAACUUCUCUAAAUUCAAAAGAAUUAUCAAACACUUUUGAAACUAAUCAAAAGAAAUUGGAUGAUAUGCAUGCUUCUUCUCAAUCCAUGUAUGAUAAGAGACAAGUUUUAUUUAACAAGCGUUCUGCUCUAUAUAAGAAGCGUGAUGAAAUUUAUGGUCAAAUUAGACAAAUUAGAAAUGAUUUCGAUAAUGAAUUCAAAGCUUUCAGAGCUAAGAUAGAGAAUGAACGUCAAAGACGUGAAGAAGAUGAAUUAUUAUCUAAAUUGAUUGAAGAAAAAGAUGGUAAACUUGGUAAAUUACAAGAAAAAUUAAACCAUGUUAAAGUUCCAGCUUUCACUUAUGAAAUUGAAGCCAUUGAAAAUGCUUUAGUCGUUCUUGAUCCAACUUAUGAAAAACCAAAGAGAACUACUACUUCUGUAGUUGAUAACAAGAGCGAUGCUGCUCUAGAUACACAUCAUGCUGUCACUAAGGUUGAAAAUAAUGAUUUAGUUAGAGUUGAAAAAGUUCAAGAUCUUGGUCAUUUGAAUACUGCCCCAUCUAAGUCUAAGAAACACAAGAAGAAGCAACAAAAACAACAAAAGGAAGCUGAUCAAGGUGCUUUCAACAAGGUCGAUGGUAAAUUCUCCCUAGAACCAACUUUGAUUGCUACUUUAGCUGAAUUAGACGUUACUGUUCCAAUUAGUGCUGAUGAUGUUACCAAGAGUAUCGAAGAACUAAAGGUUAAACACGAAGAUUUCUUAACCAGACAAGAAGAACAAACUAAGAUUAACAUCGAAACUGUUGAAACUGAAAUCGAACAAGUUAAAAAGGCCUACGAUGACAAAGAAGUUCAAAUUAAAGAAGAACUAGAAGCUAAGAGAGCCAAGGAACAAGCUGAAACUACCGAAGAAAAUUAA
This is a messenger RNA of Maudiozyma saulgeensis, 1440 nucleotides long. The record is from the annotation of a GenBank genome assembly. NCBI's taxonomy places the organism in Eukaryota, Fungi, Ascomycota, Saccharomycetes, Saccharomycetales, Saccharomycetaceae.